AUGGCUCAGAACAAUUAUUAUACAGAUAUAAAUUUUCAAGCACAUAUGGGUAGCGGUUAUUCGAAUUAUCAUUAUCGCCCACGUUCUGGGCUACAUCGUAAUCCUCAUUACAUUGCUCCAGGCUAUCGUUAUCCUAAUUAUAUGAAUUCUGGCUUUGGAUUUGAUCCUCACCAUCAUCAUCCUCAUCAUAUGAAUUAUGGAUUCGGUAACCAUCAUCAUCAUGGUGGCUUCGGUGGUGGCCACCAUUUUGGAGGUGGCCAUCAUGGGCAUUGUUAA
Messenger RNA from Rotaria socialis, 276 nucleotides. NCBI's taxonomy places the organism in Eukaryota, Metazoa, Rotifera, Eurotatoria, Philodinida, Philodinidae. The record is from the annotation of a GenBank genome assembly.